Messenger RNA from Candoia aspera, 2019 nucleotides. Its product is annotated as sodium-dependent neutral amino acid transporter B(0)AT3-like. Gene Ontology annotation, cellular component: plasma membrane. The transcript has 12 exons. The record is from RefSeq and is a predicted model, not a curated record. NCBI's taxonomy places the organism in Eukaryota, Metazoa, Chordata, Lepidosauria, Squamata, Candoiidae. Bases 1 to 1830 code for a protein of 609 amino acids. Gene Ontology annotation, biological process: sodium ion transmembrane transport.
AUGUCAAAAGUGUCUAUUGAUGGUAAAAUCCCUGAAGAUGACAAAAGGCCACAGUGGAAUAAUAAAAUCCAAUACCUUUUAAGCGGCAUUGGAUUUGCUGUAGGCUUUGGAAAUGUAUGGCGUUUUCCAUACUUGUGCCAAACUUAUGGAGGAGGUGCAUUCUUGAUUCCAUAUGUCAUUGCACUAGUGUUUGAAGGAAUCCCAAUAUUUCAUCUUGAAAUAGCUGUUGGGCAGCUCUUGAAGAAAGGCAGCAUUGGAGUCUGGAAUCAUAUUUCACCCUUCCUGGGAGGAAUUGGUUAUGCUUGCAUGAUGGUAUCGUUCAUAAUCAGCAUCUAUUAUAAUAUGAUACUUGCCUGGGUGAUGUGGUACCUGGGAAACUCUUUCCGAGAUCCCUUGCCUUGGAGUAUCUGUCCACAAGACACCAGCAAACCAGAGCUCAUCGAAGAAUGUCGUAAAAGCUCUAAAUCCACUUACUUUUGGUAUAGACAGACGCUGAACAUCAGCACAGGCAUCACACAGACUGGCCCUUUUCUUUGGUGGUUAAUUUUAUGUUUGGCCUUUUCCUGGAUCAUUGUUUACCUUUGUACAAUUCGAGGAAUUGAAUCGACUGGGAAGAUAAUUUAUGUUACAGCCACUUUUCCAUAUGUUAUUUUAACUGUAUUCCUUAUUUAUGGACUGACUCUCCCAGGAGCUAUUCAAGGACUGAUACAUCUCUUCACUCCUGAUCUCAAGAUCCUAAAAAAUCCACGUGCAUGGCUUGAUGCAGCCACCCAGAUUUUCUUCUCCCUUUCUUUAGCACUUGGAGGACACAUAGCAUAUGCAAGCUACAAUCCACAAAAAAAUGACUGUGAAAAGGAUUCUGUCAUAAUAGCUUCAGUGAACAGUUUAACAUCUUUGUAUGCCUCAAUCUCCAUUUUUUCAAUUCUUGGGUUCAAAGCAACAAUUAGCUACUGGGACUGUUUGGAUAGAAAUAUUGCAGCACUCACAGCAGCAUUUAAUUUGACGGACCAAAGCAUUUCAAGAGAAAAUUAUACACUCUGGUUUGAGUCUCUGAGUAAAAUUUCUCCGCCAACGGUUUCUAAUCUCAUGCUGAAAAAAUGUGAUCUUCAACAUUUCCUUAAUCAGAGUGCUUCUGGACCUGGCCUGGCCUUUAUUCUAUUCACUGAAGUUGUACUGAGGAUGCCUGGAGCCCAAGCUUGGGCAAUUCUGUUUUUCACCAUGCUCUUCACCCUAGGUCUGUCUUCUAUGUUUGGACUCAUUCAGAGCAUCCUGACUCCUUUCAUAGAGUUUCCCAUUGUGUCAAAAUACUUAAGCAAAGAAAUAUCUUGUGGUAUAAUAUGCUUUAGCUCGUUUUUGAUCGGUCUCCUUUUUACUACGCGAUCAGGGAGCUACUGGCUUGAAGUGUUUGAUAGCUAUGGAGGAAGCAUACCAUUGCUGGUCAUUUCUUUCCUUGAAGUGUGCAGUGUUGUAUUUGUUUAUGGACUGAAAAGGUUCUGUGAUGACGUGGAAUGGAUGACUGGACGCCCAGUGAAUUUCUACUGGAAGGCAUCCUGGCAGUUUAUCAGCCCUGUGCUCAUGCUUUCAGUCUUUUUGAGCUACCUAUCUAUUCAGCGUCCAUCAAUCUACGGUGCAUGGGAUCCGAGCUAUGCAGAGUUUCCUUCGAAAAAGCCCAAACCUUACUCCCACUGGAUUUUGUUCAUCUGUGGCUUGCUUGUGGUCAUGCCAUGCAUAGUUAUUCCAGCUGUAGCCAUUUGCCAUUUUAUGAAAGUACUGCUGAAAAGGAAGAAGAAUCAAGUCCUACAUCCAUCUGAAAGCACCGAAGGCAACUGAUGUGCUAUGAUUCUGUCAUCUGAUUCCAGUAAUCCACAGUAAACCAGAUUUCCAGGCUAUCAACAUAAAAAAGUAUAUUAAUUUAAGGCAAUCUAUGAGAAUUAAGAGUGUACAUUGUCUGUGUAAACUUCUGUAGAAUUCUUAGUGAACAUAGUAAAAGUAUUCCAGAUAAACAGCCUUUAUAUUCUA